Molecule: messenger RNA, 1503 nt
Organism: Pelecanus crispus (Dalmatian pelican)
Lineage: Eukaryota; Metazoa; Chordata; Aves; Pelecaniformes; Pelecanidae
Source: RefSeq, a predicted model, not a curated record
GUUUACCUUUACUUGUGCAAAGAACAAUUGCAAGAACUAUAGUACUUCAAGAAAGUAUUGGUAAGGGUCGCUUUGGAGAAGUCUGGCGAGGGAAGUGGAGAGGAGAAGAAGUUGCUGUGAAGAUCUUCUCUUCAAGAGAGGAGCGCUCAUGGUUUCGCGAAGCAGAAAUUUAUCAAACAGUUAUGCUACGGCAUGAAAACAUUCUUGGAUUUAUAGCUGCAGACAACAAAGACAAUGGUACGUGGACUCAGCUGUGGUUGGUGUCAGACUAUCAUGAGCAUGGAUCACUCUUUGAUUACCUGAACAGGUAUACAGUAACAGUGGAAGGAAUGAUAAAAUUAGCUUUGUCCACUGCCAGUGGUCUUGCUCAUCUUCACAUGGAAAUUGUUGGCACACAAGGCAAACCAGCGAUCGCCCAUAGAGAUUUGAAAUCAAAAAAUAUAUUGGUAAAAAAGAAUGGAACGUGCUGCAUUGCAGACCUAGGAUUGGCAGUUAGGCAUGAUUCAGCUACAGACACAAUUGAUAUUGCCCCAAACCACAGAGUGGGAACAAAAAGGUACAUGGCACCUGAAGUUCUAGAUGAUUCCAUAAAUAUGAAACAUUUUGAAUCAUUCAAACGAGCAGACAUCUAUGCAAUGGGAUUAGUGUUUUGGGAAAUAGCUCGGCGAUGUUCAAUUGGUGGAAUCCACGAAGAUUACCAGUUGCCAUACUAUGACCUCGUUCCUUCAGAUCCUUCUGUUGAAGAAAUGAGGAAAGUUGUGUGUGAGCAGAAGUUAAGGCCCAAUAUUCCAAACAGAUGGCAGAGCUGUGAGGCAUUACGAGUAAUGGCAAAAAUUAUGCGGGAAUGCUGGUAUGCCAACGGAGCUGCUAGGCUAACAGCUUUGCGCAUUAAGAAAACGUUAUCGCAACUUAGUCAACAGGAGGGGAUAAAGAUGUAAUCCCAGAUUUGCUACCGAAGAAUACUGUAAAAAUCCAUAUCUGCACCAGAGUGGCGUGUUAAGAAGGUUAAUUGUUCUACCUCAUUGGGGGAACAGAAGGAUAUUGCUGCCUUUUAGUACUUCAUAGGAAUGUCACUUACUAGGAUUUUUGUGGACAUGCUAAACAGUUGUGUUGGGUCCUUUCUGUGCACUAUGAACCUCUUUCCCAGGUUACUUACAAAACAUUGGUGUAGUCUAGUUUUAUUUUUAUUAACCUAUAAUUUUUUAUUUGGAAAGUUGAUAGCUGGUCUUAAUUUCUAGUUAACUGUGCUAAAAAAAGGAGGUCACAUUUUAAAUGGAACUGGUUUGCUAUAUUGUUCUAGAGUGCAUUGAUGGCUCUUUAAGAAACUUUAUUCCUGGCUGGUACAUUGACUAUUCUGAACCACUGUCACUUCUUUGAUUCAGAUUGUGAAUGUACUGUUGGAGUAUACUUUGCUAGCUAUUAAGGUAGUAUAUCUUUUGGACUCUUACCUUGAUUUACAAAUUGACCUCUUUCAGUUGUGGGAACAUAAUUUAUGCAACUAUA